Messenger RNA from Gopherus evgoodei (Goodes thornscrub tortoise), 2025 nucleotides. It is a transcript of the gene HSD17B1, whose product is annotated as hydroxysteroid 17-beta dehydrogenase 1. The record is from RefSeq and is a predicted model, not a curated record. Gene Ontology annotation, biological process: estrogen biosynthetic process. The transcript has 6 exons. The coding region runs from base 1025 to 1912 and encodes 295 amino acids. Gene Ontology annotation, cellular component: cytoplasm. NCBI's taxonomy places the organism in Eukaryota, Metazoa, Chordata, Testudines, Testudinidae. Gene Ontology annotation, molecular function: estradiol 17-beta-dehydrogenase [NAD(P)+] activity.
AUCAGAGUGGGUCUCUGAGAACAGCCAGGGGUGCAGUUCACAGCUGCCGCAGUCACAACAUGGCCACAUCCCGGCCAGGCUAUGCAGCCAGCCAGCUUCUCUGGCGCUGCGGGACUCAGCCCUGGGGGCUGCACUGGACUUCAUGCCGGUGGAGUUUGGCUGCAGGUGCCUGGCCAGGAUACCCUUUUGUGGGUCUUAAAUGAGCAACUGCUGUUGCCUGGGCCUGGAUGCCCCGGAGCACUCGCUACUUCCCUCCAGUCAGGUCCCAGAGGACUGGAGAAAGGUUUGACAUUCCCCAUCUGCAGAAAGGGGACUAGUGGCGCCCCAGGCACUGUAGGGCAGUCAACCCAACUGCAAUCCCUGGAAAGGGACGGGAACAAAUGACUAAACAAUGCAUGUGUAAGCACCUGGUGGAUGACGAGGACGAGCCAGUCUGGAUUUGCCGAGCCAGUCUGGAUUUCCUCCUUUUGCAGGGUCACUGGCCGAGGGAAGUAGCAGCCGGGCUUUGGUGGCUCCAGGGGGAGGAGUGGAAGCUCCUUUGCUGGGUUGCUGGCAUUAGUGGGGGAUUGGAUGAAAUGGUGGCGAGCGCACGGGGAGUGAUCCUGUGCUGGCCCUGCCCCUCGGGGAAGGAUCAGGCUGAGCCCAGGGGUCUCUGCUGGCCCCAAUUCCUACCUCUCAAUACCCACCCCACUGCCCGCCGUGGCUGCCUGAAACUCCUUCCCUGAGGCUGCCACAGCCCUAAGCCCGUGUCCUGGGCUGGGGGGGAGGCCGUUUGUCACCUCCUGCAAACAGGCUACCCCUACCCCACCACACCCCUCCCCACUCGGCGCCUCCACUGUGGCCUCUCUGCUGGAAUCUUAUCUGCCGAGUGCCCGGCAGAGAGUGAAGCUCUCGGGGGGACGGGGAAGAGCGCAGCCUUGAGAUAAGAAAGUAGACAAAAUAGCAGAGCCCACAGCUCCUCGGCUGUCUGCGGGAACCGGACUUGCACAGCACUGGAUGCUCUGUCUCCGAGCUAGAGCCAGCGAUGGAGAAGACUGUGGUGCUCAUUACAGGCUGCUCCUCGGGGAUCGGCCUGGGGCUGGCUGUGCGCCUGGCCUCGGAUGCCUCCCGCAGGUUCAAAGUCUACGCCACCAUGCGCAACCUGGCCAAGAAGGAGCGGCUGCUGGAGUGCGUGCGGGGCUGCCACGCCAGCACCCUGGAGAUCCUGCAGCUGGAUGUCACCGACCCGCUCUCGCUCGCUGCAGCUGUGCAGCAGGUGCAGGAGCAGCGCGUCGACGUGCUGGUGUGCAAUGCUGGGGUGGGGCUGAUGGGCCCUCUGGAGACCUGCUCCUACCAGGCCAUGAAGAACAUCUUUGACGUGAACGUGUUUGGGACCAUUAGCACCAUCCAGGCCUUUCUGCCCGGCAUGAAGCGUCGCAAAGCCGGCAAGAUCAUCAUUUCCAGCAGCGUGGGGGCGCUGCAAGGGAUCCCCUUCAAUGCCGUGUAUUGCGCCAGCAAGUUUGCAGUGGAAGGUCUGUGUGAGAGCCUGGCUGUGAUCCUGCAGCAGUUCAACAUGCACAUCACGCUGAUCGAGUGCGGCCCGGUCAAUACGAGCUUCCUGGCCAACCUGCAGCAUUCGGACACCGAGGGCAGCGCGCUGCAAGGCCUGGACCCGCAGACCCGCACUCUGUACAGCCAGUACCUCCAGCACUGCCAGAGCCUCUUCCGUGAUGUGGCCCAGGACACCGAGGAGGUCCUGCAGGUGUUCCUGGAAGCCAUCUGUGCCCCCUGCCCCCCUCUGCGCUCUUUCACCACCCAGGUCUUCAUGCCGCUCACCCGACUCAAGCUGACAAGCCCCGACGGCUCGGAGUACAUCCGCGCCAUGCACAAGUUCGUGUUCUCUGCGGGCGAGGCCCAGGGCGACCGGACGUGAGGAGGAGCAGCGCGGCUGUCCCAGAGCGAGGGGCAGGCUUGGCGGGAAGCAGCCCCCGCAUUGCCCUGCGUUUGUACAGGGGGGCUGGAUACGACCCUGCCAUGGAGCUCCAA